AUGCGACUUUUUAUGUUCCUCUCUGGGCUGGCUGUCUCCAUCGCUGCCCCCGGUCUUGUACCACGGGCUGUCCAUGCGCCGCUGAUAAUUCCUCGCGGGGACGGUGCAAGCCUUGUUGCCGAUCAAUACGUUGUGUAUCUUCGAUCUGACGCCUCCGAAGCCGACCACAAAGACGCUUUAAAGAGCUUGAAUAUCAAGCCCAGACACGAAUACAGGAGCCUUGUCCGCGGCUUUUCAGCAAAUCUCGACGGAAAUACACUCGCGGGCUUGCGAAGACAUCCAGCUGUUGACUUCAUCGAACAAGUGACAAUGUCUUCCAUCUCUAAUCUCAAGCCAGUGAACCGGGCACCUCGAAACUCUACGGGAGCCAUUAUCGAGCAGAAGGGCGUAACGUGGAACCUAGACCGCAUUUCACACCAAAAGUCGAGUUCCGAGAGCGAAACCAAGUACGUGUACGACUCUCGAGCCGGCGAGGGCACCUGCGCCUAUGUUAUCGACACUGGAGUGGACGACACUCGCCCGGAAUUUAAAGGACGCGCACUGCAGAUCAAGUCCUUUGUCGCCAAUGAAACCGGCGAUAACAGCAGAGACGGCCAUGGCACCCACGUUGCCGGCAUCAUCGGCAGCGGAGUGGCAAAGAAGACCAGGAUAUUCGGCAUUAAAGUUCUGAACAGCGAGGGCUCUAGGGAGACUGAUGCGCUCAUUGCAGGCUACGCGUCCAUAGGCCUCGAGUAUGUGCCCAUCGACGCCGCGAAUCGCACCUGCCCCAAUGGCGUUGUUGUCAGCUUCAGCAUCAAUUCAGGGCUCUACGAAAAGGCAAUAAGUGUUGCAGCAGGUGCCCUGGUCAAGAAGGGCUAUUUCAUGGCCGCCUCGGCCGGCAAUAUCGUGGCGCACUCCUCGCCCGCAUCCGAGGCGACUGUAUGCACAGUCGGAUCUGUUGACAUUAACAACAAGCCUGCCUCGGACUAUGGCUACGGCCCGGGCCUUGACCUCUUGGCUCCUGGUGUGGAUAUCCUUUCCCUGCAGCCAGAUAACAGAACUGCAUUGUUGAGCGGAACGUCGCAAGCCACUCCCCAUGUUACUGGUCUAGCGGCAUAUUUUGCGUCUAUUUUUGGCAAGUCGGCUGUUCCGAAACUGUGUCAGUACAUGAAGGAUGUGGCGGUCGAGGGGGCAGUCAAGGAGCAGAACUUGUAUACGGCGAACCUUCUUGUCACGAACUCUGUUGUGGGUGCAUAG
This is a messenger RNA of Metarhizium acridum CQMa 102, 1236 nucleotides long. RefSeq lists its product as uncharacterized. Gene Ontology annotation, biological process: proteolysis. The record is from RefSeq and is a predicted model, not a curated record. Gene Ontology annotation, molecular function: serine-type endopeptidase activity. NCBI's taxonomy places the organism in Eukaryota, Fungi, Ascomycota, Sordariomycetes, Hypocreales, Clavicipitaceae.